Messenger RNA from Xenopus laevis (African clawed frog), 7067 nucleotides. RefSeq names its product mitogen-activated protein kinase 13 (gene mapk13.L). Bases 6028 to 6972 code for a protein of 314 amino acids. The record is from RefSeq and is a predicted model, not a curated record. The transcript has 10 exons. Lineage: Eukaryota; Metazoa; Chordata; Amphibia; Anura; Pipidae.
ACAAAAUACAUAUAGUCAACUACAAGAGGUCCUCUGCACUCAACCCAUUAUCAAUAUAUUUAAGACAGAGACAUUUACGAAUUUACGGAUACGAACGACAGCCUGUGAAGUCCCUCCGUUAUUGUGGAAACUUUCUUGAGUUGCUCUUUUUUUGCCCUUGCUGCAAUAUUGAUUAGAACCCCCCUCACCACUGCCUUGUGGGCGUCCCAUCUAACAGCUAAGGAGGUGUCUUUGGGAUCAUUUUCUUUGAAGUAAUCUAUCAGGGUUUUUUGUACAGUUGCACAAGUUGUUUGGUCUAGAAAAAGUGAGUCAUUUAGCUUCCAGUUGCUUCUGCCCCUUACAGCAUCCCAUCGAUCAAACACAUGAUCCGACCAUGUUAUGUCAUGUAUUUUGGCUGCCCCCACUAUAGCAACCUGAGUUGAAUUAGUAAACAGAAAGUCAAUGCGGGAAUAUGAAUUAUGCACUGAAGAAAAGUAUAAUCCCUGUGUAAUCCCUGUCCAGGGGGUGCUUUUCCCUCCGUAUAUCCACCAGAGCCAAGUUCCUCAGAUGUUUCGUUAAGCGUUUGGUAUCUGACGAUGUCUUGCAGCCAAGGAGUCUCUGGUUCUAUCUAGGUUGUUCUGUAGAAUUGUGUUAAAAUCUCCCCCUAUUAUCAACCUGCCUUCCUUGACCUCUGCCAGCUUCUCAAAAAACGUCAGAAAAAACGUUGUCUUUUUAGUGUUUGGUGCGUAUACUGAGGCCAUAGUGACCAUUUGGUUUUGCAGCAGGCCAGUAACUAUCACAUAACGACCUUCCUGAUCUAUAUAUUUUCGUUGCAGUUGAAAUUUCACAUGUUUGUGAAUUAAGAUGGCCACUCCUUUUGAUUUUGUGUCUCCAUUAGAUUGAUAGCAGUUGGUGUAUGCUUUAGACAUAUACUUAGGGAAAGAGCUGCGUGAGAAAUGAGUCUCUUGUAACAAAAUUAUGUCUGCUCUCAUUUUAGCAUAAUCAGUGAGCGCUAUUUUCCUUUUAUUUGGUGAGUUAAGCCCUCUAACAUUAUGUGUUAUCACUUUCAGAUGGAAUGGGCGAUUCAGUUCAUGAUCACUGUCGUGACUCACGGUUGGCUCCUCUGUCAUUGUGUGUGUGGGUAAGGGUAUAACUGGGGAAGUGUCCACUGUUUACAGUAUAGAAAAGAGUAAGGGGAGAGAAUGGAAAAUAAGAGAGAAGAAAGGAAGAAGAAGGUGAAGGAAAGGGGACCCGGAGUAGUACAGUAACUCUGGGUAUCGUGAGAUCCACUAUCUGGAUACAAAGUAGGUUGUGUCCAGUGGGAGUCCCCAAAUUGAAGUGAGGCUAAUAGAUUGGCUGUUGGGUAUGCCCUCCCCCCAGCCCCAUGUUGUAUGCAGAUUUAAACAUCAUGUAAUCAUUCAAUUAUGCAACAAGAAAAUUAUACAGAUAUAGCAAAAUAGAGAAAGAAAAAUUAAAGUUAACUUAUACAAACGAUUCAAAUGAAAAACCUGAAAGUCCGCCAUCUGGGUGAAGGGAAUCUCAUCUGCCUUCCAUGUCACAUCUCCAGAUAGAUGGGUGUAAGUCUGUUUCCUCCUAUAUAGUUUUAUUCAGAAAUGAGAAAGAAAAAAAAGCCUGUUCUUGGGACUUCUACAAACAUCUCUUUAGGCUAGUUUUUCCUUUGUGUGAUCCAUAUAAGCUACAUAGGUAAGGGGUCAAAUUAGGUCAUGUCCAUCUUUUGUUGUUUGGUUGUCUUCAAUAACUUCGAAUAUUGCAGUCAGACUAUUGUUCCCCUUCUCUGGGCGGCUCUUGAGUUCCUUCCAAAUGUUUAAGGGCCUCUGCAAUGUCAGUUGGGUCUCGGAGAGUAUAUGUAAUGCCGUCGCAGGUGUAGAUAAGUUUAAAGGGGAAACCCCACUUGUAGGGGAUGCCCUUGAGGCGUAGCUCCUCUGUAAGCUGUUUCAUCUCUCUCCUUUUUUGUAAGGUGGAUGGAGCAAGAUCCGUGUAGAAUUGUGGUUUAAUUCCAUCCAGUUCUAUUGGGUUUUUCCAGGCCACGUUGAGUAUUGCUUCUUUUGUGCGGAAGUAGUGAAAGCGCACGAUUAUAUCUCUAGGGGGUGCAUUGUUCUUUGGUCGUGCUCUGAGUGCUCUGUGAGCUCUGUCCAUCAGUAGAUCACUUGCCUGCAUGUCUGGAAUCAGUUGUUUAAAGUAUUGUUUCAGGAAAGAUUCUAGUUGAACCGUUUCAGGGACAUUUCUGAUGCGUAUAUUGUUCCGUCUAGACCGAUUCUGAAGAGACGUCUGGCUUGGGGGAUAGUGUUAACUGUGCCUUAUCUGUAAUUCCCUGUUGUACACACCCUGCAGGUGCAGGCAAUAUUCAGGCCUGCGUGGGGUACUGUCCAGUGAGGCCUACAAGGUGUGGAAGUGUCGCCAAAUGUGCCUCCAAAUGGAGGGAUGGUAACGAUGCUUAUUGGGAUACCGCGUCUCUGGUAAUAGUGUGCAUACGGGGAAUUGCUUGAAGUGCAGUGGGACCGGCCGUAUUUUAGGCCUACGCGGUAGGGAGAGUGGCGUCGGUAGGAGGGGUGGGGGUCCGUGUGGCCUCUUACCAGGUAUGCUUUUAGGCCGACAUGGCGUUCCAUACUCCUUUCCCGGUUGUGAGGAACCGCCAGCUAUUGUCCGUUAAAUUGACUCCCUCUAUGUGCGGCAGCGCCACUCCUGCAUUAGAGCAAGCUAGGGUGCGACGCGGUCACUGCCUCUGUGGCUACACGGCCCUCAUGCUGGCUCUAGGCCGCUGGUUGGCUAUGACAACGGCGAGCUCCGUACCCCAGUGCCGAUUUCUGACUCCUCUCCCCCUUAUCGGUAUUAGGUCCAGGCUUGGUGUAUCGUUUGUGGCUAAUUAUUGCUUAAUUGAUGGCUACUGGGGCUGAGGGAGAGCGGAGCUCCCAAGUUAUGCUGCCAUUUUGGUCAGCGCACAAGCCACACCCUUGAUCCCAUUGUUUAUUUUUAUUGCUUAUGUGUUUCUCUUGCCAGAAUCUCUCUAUGCUCGGGUCUACAGUCUGUUCUUCCAGAUGCUUUGGGAGAACAGACUGAACCCAGUAAAAAGAGGGGUAACAUUCCUGCAGAGGAAAGAAGGAGGUUUAGGGAUGGUUUGUCCAAUCACCUUCUUUGGCACAAUUUUCCUUAAAUUCAACUUUGGGAACCUGGGUCAAAGGACGUGUUCUCUGUGGGAAAACUGUGUCAGGUCCUGGGUUUCGCCUUUUAUCAGAGACUGGAUGGAGGGCGGUAGAGUGAAGGGGGUCUGGAUAAGGGAGGGUGGGUUUCCGCAGCACAUUCUUCUGGGGUUAAAACUUCUUAAGAAGUGGAACUUGAGUUUUAGGGACAUGGAAAAUCAUCAUCAUCAUCAUUUAUUUAUAUAGCGCUGUCAAGAUACGCAGUGAAAAUCUCCCUAGAAAGGAAUUAUAUAGAUUGGUGCUUAAUUCCUUUUUUACUUCUGCACUGAUUUUGAAAGAUUUCCCUACGAUAAGUAUGGGGGAUUGCAUUCAAUUUUUGAAUGGUCAUCGGCUUCCUGGGAAGCUUUUCGACAAUGCAUGGCUGGCAUUACAGGGAAAACUUUUCUUAAGGGGAAAUGUGAGCUAUCUCAAUAUUGUUGAAAGAUUCUGUCCUUGGGGGUGUGGAGAAGAAGAAACUACAGACCAUUUUUUGAUAAACUGCUCCGUUUCCCACAAUCUUUAUGAUCAUGUCCUGACAAUACUGGCUAUUAAGGGCCUUUGUAGGGGAAUUUAUGAGGAAAGGGCCUAUGGUAUCAUUAGCAGGAAACAUUCAUUGGAGAAAGAAAAACUUUUUAUUAUUUUUUCUGUAAUUCGUUAUCACUUAUGGAUGAGUAGGUGUGGCAAAACCUUUGGGAGGGAGGAAGGAACCAUGGAUCUGACUGUUAAGAAAAUUCUUAAGGAUUUGUAUUUCAUCAGAUUUAAAGAAAUUAGUAAAAAUAAAGAAAAUAUUAACUUUGUGGAGGGGAAUUAAUUUUACAUGGGAAAUUUCUUUUGAUGAUAUUUAAUUUGCUUUAUGUAUAAAUUGUUCAUAAUCUGCCUAUGAUUUGAAAAUUUAAAGAUUGGUGUAUUUUGUUUUUGCUAAUGUUUUUAUUUAAAUUGUUUAAUAAAAAUCCCUAUCUGAUCCACAAAGUGAGCACACAGUUUUGUGGAGCUCCUGUGUGGUGCAAUUUCCCCUGGCCCUCUAAGGGUCUGGGGGCAGCUUUUUCCCUGUUUUUGGGAACUUAUUUCCAGCCUUUUCAUAAUUUUGUAUAAAAUGGAAAGUAGAGUUUCGUUCCGUGUGAAGAAAGAAAAAGUAGUUGCAGAAAGGAAAGGAUUGAGACAGAAAAUGGAGGUGGAGAAAAGUACAAGCAAAGCUAAAACAGCAGGAAUAAGGUGGAAUAUAAGAGAGACAGUGAAAGUAGUGUGGAAGAGGAACUGAUGGAAACAAACUCUCAAGCCAUGUCAGAUGAUUUGGAAGGAACUCCAGCUUUAUUGUCUGAUAUGGAUGUUUUCACAAACAAGCACAAGUAUCCCUUUAAGCAUGCCCCCUUUACUUUUUCUGCCUCCGGAAACCUCUCAGAACAGUUUGAUGCGACAGUGACAGCGUUGGUAGGCGACAGUGGAGAAUCUGAGACCCAUGAGCGGGACUUUCAGUGUUGGUGUGGAGAAGACGGCAGUAAUGGCGGCAGGUGAGACAGAGCAGACCUGUGAUGUGAGGGGCAAAGGGUGCUGUGCAAAUACACGGAGACUGUGUUACUGCAGAGAGUAAAGACAUUGCUUUUUGUGUUGAUUCCACACGGAUUGUUGCAGCUUUAAAGGCUAUGGACUCACUUAGAGAGAGAAAAGGUAAACUAGAAAAAGACAUUGAGCUGGAAAUUGCAAACCUUACAUUUACUAAAGGAUUGUUAAGAACUUUAAGAAUAAGAAAGCUGGCAGAGAAAAAAAAAGAGUUGGAGGAGAUUAAUGAAGAAAUAGGAAAAAUUAUGCCAAUUAUUAAACCCUGGGAAGAGACUUUUCAAAAUAAAGAUCGUUUUGAUGAAAUGAAAAGAACUGCAGAAAAAGUGAAACCUGUUGCAGCUGCGCAUUUGGACUCUGGGCAUAUGGGGGAGGGAGCAGAGAAAACACAAACUGUUAUUGUUGUUUCUACACCUGUCCCUUCUGUUCCUAACCCUAAUUGCUCUGACUCUAACCUUAUUGCUUCUAAUUCUACUGCUACAAACACCAACCUUUCCAACUUAAAUCCUAAUGUUUCUGCUACUGGUGGGAUUGCUCUGCUAAUGCCUUCUGGCAAUGGAGUGGUUAAUGCAGUGAGUGGGGGAGGUGGGGAAGUUAAUUCUGCUGAGCAAAAUCAAAGGGCUGCACAGGUAAAUAAUGAUGCAGGUGAUGUGCAACAGGGAAGUAAAAGUUUUUGGGAGAAGAGGAGGAACCCAUGUAUGAUGGCACUGUGUUUAAAUGAAGGAAUGUUGUUAAAAUUAAAUGGGAAGGAGAAAAGGAAAAGUGCCCAGGUAGUAAUAAAGUUGUUUCAAUUUGUCGCAAGAUUUGGACAGAUUUUGGAAUCAAUAUCAGGAAAAGAGAACAUCCUCAGUGUGGGAAGGUUUCAGAGCAAUCCCAGUUUCAAAACCUGAUGUUAAGAUGGUGACUAUUAUUUUUAAAAAUGAGUCUAUACCUCCUGAGGAUGUUCUGGUUUGGUUAAGAAGACAAUGCACUGUCCAAACAUCUUUAAGACAAAUCUAUAAUGAGGAGGGAUUUUGGGUAGUGGGAUGGAAGUUAAAUUGAAUGUUCAUAACAAUGUGACUCAGCAUCUCCCAAAUUCCUUUUUCAUUGGGAAAGAGAGGGGGGUUUGUUUUUAUCCAGGGCAGCCCCCUCAGUGUUUCAAGUGCGGCUCAAGAAGACAUUUGGCAGGAGAUUGUACAGUGAAACUUUGUGCGGGGCCCAGGGGCAUCUUAGCAAAGAAUGUGAUAAGGUCAUUGGACUCCUCAAUGUUUUUACAUCAGCCACAUCGUUUAAUGACUUCCAUAACUUCUAUCUAGUGAUGCCAUACAUGCAGAUUGAUUUGCAGAAAAUAAUGGGACACCACCUGUCUGAAGAUAAAGUUCAGUACCUGGUAUAUCAGAUGCUGUGUGGUCUCAAGUACAUUCAUGCAGCAGGGAUCAUUCAUAGGGAUUUAAAACCUGGCAACCUAGCAGUGAAUGAAGACUGUGAGUUAAAGAUAUUAGACUUUGGACUGGCACGGCAUGCAGAUGCAGAGAUGACUGGAUAUGUAGUGACACGCUGGUACAGGGCACCAGAAGUCAUUCUCAACUGGAUGCAUUAUAAUAAAACAGUGGAUAUUUGGUCAGUUGGCUGUAUCAUGGGAGAAAUGCUAACUGGGAAAACCCUCUUCAAAGGAAAAGACUAUUUGGACCAACUCACACAAAUCCUAAAAGUGAUUGGAGUACCAGGGCCAGAAUUCAUUCAGAAGUUGGAAGACAUGGCAGCUAAGAAAUACAUUCAGUCACUACCAAAAAUACCAAAGAAGGAAUUUCCCUUGUUGUUUCCAAAUGCAAGUGAUUUAGGAAAACUGUCUACACAUGAUAAGCGAUUUGGAGAGAUUGAAGACGCAGUUUCUCAAGAAGAAACAAUUGAUUCUCUAUCCAGGAUUGACUCUUUAGAGAAACAAACUCAAGAGCUAAAGUUAAAACUUGAUGAUUUGGAAAAUAGAUCUAGGAGAAACAAUCUCAGAUUUAUUAACAUUCCAGAUUCUUAUCAGAAUGACUCUUUAUAUGCUCUGAUCUCUAAAACAAUUCCUCUCAAGCUUGGUCUCCCUCAAGAAUGCUACAAUGUUAAGAUAGAAAGACUCCAUAGAAUUGGACCUCCUAAAAUAUUACAUCCCAUGAGACCAAGGGCUGUGAUUGUAAAAUAUCUGGACUAUUGUGACAAGAACAGACUAUUUCAAGCCUAUAAAAAAACCACAUACACUAGAAGUGGAAGGAAAUAAAAUAUUGAUAUUUCAAGAUUACUCGUUGCUUCUUUCCCAAAAACAAAGGGAAUUUUCCCAAACUUGACAGUCUCUGUCCAAUUUACAUAUCUAUU